AAGAUGCAUGGUGUGGACACUGGCAAGAUUUACUGAUUUUAAAAAAGUCAUUAAGCAAGGCUUAGUAAACUAUAAGUCACAGGGGGCAGAGCCCACUUCAGUGAGACCUCCCGCCCAGAAGCUCUACUUCCACCCUGAGCAAAGCAGGCGCCUUUGCAAAAGGAGUGAAAGCAUCCCAGCUGCCUCCGGCAGCCUACGAACAGACAUGUCCACAGGAAGGAUCUGUUGCCUGGUGCUGCUGACCCUCGGGGUGCUGGCCGUGGUGGUUGUGCUCGUGGUCAUCCUGACUCAACCCGGGUGUGGUUCUCAGCACUACCUGCACGGUGCCGUGGCUGCUGACACCGAGACCUGCUCUAACAUCGGCCGGGACAUCCUGAAAAGUGGAGGCACAGCUGUGGACGCUGCCAUCGCUGGUUUGAUCUGCACGUCGGUGAUGAACCCUCAGAGUUCAGGCCUGGGUGGCGGGGUCGUAUUUACUAUCUAUAAUGCCAGCACAGGAACAGUUGAGGUGAUCAAUGCCCGUGAAACAGUCCCACAAGGGUUUCAUCGUGAUUUGUUUUCUGGCUGUUCUUUUCCAGAAACAGGUUCCCAAUGGAUUGCUGUACCAGGAGAAAUUCGUGGGUAUGAAGAAGCCCAUAAACGAUACGGCCGCUUGCCGUGGAAAGCUCUGUUUGAACCAACCAUCAAGCUCCUUUCAGAGCCACUUGUUGUUUCCUUAGUUAUGGAGAAAAUGAUCCAUCACCCAUUGUUCUCCAAACACGGACAAAACCUGUGCCCAUUGAUAUGUGAUGGUCAAAGGUUUUUGAACCGUGGAGAGACCUUCAGGUGGCCAGCACUGCAGCAGACACUGAGAGCUGUGGCAGAAAAUGGAGCUACAGAAUUUUAUGAGGGACAGAUAGGACAGGCCCUGGUGGAGGACCUCAAGAAGGCUGGGUCUGUUCUCUCAAUGGAGGACCUUAAGGCAUACAAAGCAGAAGUGUCUUCAGCUCUGAACAUUACCCUGAAUAAUAACACCACGGUGUUUUCUCCUCGACCACCCAUGGGAGGUGCUGUGCUCCUGUUUAUCCUCAAGAUACUGGAAGGGUACAAAUUUAGUAAAGCAUCACUGGCAACACCCAAGGUUAAGGAAGAAACCUACCACGUCAUUGCAGAGACCUUGAAGUUCAGCAAUAUGCUGAGACCCCAUAUGAAUGACCCAGCCUUCUCUGAUGCUCAGGUGACUGCGGCGACCCUGCUGUCUGACGAGACCGCUCGCCACGUCAGAAUGAAAAUAAAUGCUUCUGGUGACCAUCCACUCAGCUAUUACAACUUGUGGGAGUCCACCUACAACCACAGAUAUAAAAGUAUGGGCACAAGCCACAUCUCUGUGCUUGCUGCAGAUGGCAGUGCUGUGUCUGCCACCAGUACCAUCAACUACCCGUUUGGCUCCUUUGUGUAUUCUAACCGAACUGGGAUCAUUUUAAAUAAUGAACUUGCUGAUUUCUGCAUAGUGAACAGAAGCAUUAAUCCAGGAGAGAGGCCUCCCUCAGCAAUGGUGCCAUCUAUUCUCAUCUCCAAGACGGGAGACAUGCUGGUGAUUGGAGGAGCAGGUGGAGCCCGGAUUAUCAGCGCCACUGCUAUGGCUGUUAUAAACAAGCUGUGGUUUGGCUACGACUUGGAAGAUGCCAUUUCAUCUCCCAUCAUGCAUAUUAUCAAUGGCAACAUCUCAUUUGAGGAACGCUUCAGUGAGGAUGUUAGGAAUGGCCUGCUGAGAAGAGGACACAAAGCAGUGAAAGAUCAAUUUGCAUUGAAUGUUGUGCAGGGAAUUUCAAAGGAAGGAAAAUGCAUCUCUGCUUACUCUGAUAAAAGGAAGAUGGGGAAAUCGGCUGGUUAUUAGCAAGAAAUCCCACCACAGUUCUAUUGUAGUCAAACCCACAGGAGAUAACUACUUUGAGAACAUGCUUUGGCAUGCCAAUAUUGCCUGUUCCCAUCAGGAUGCCUCCCAAAGUGUGGGCAAACUUGUGAUUACACCUAGCGCCAGGAGACUGCAAGUCACCCUCAGGCAAUACAAGGACAGGUCAGCCAGCCUUGUUUAGAGCUACACACUCCAUUACUUACACAAUAUAUGGAACAAUAUAUCUCUUGAGCAGAUCAGCUAUUCAGACUAAGAUAAUAGAAGGUGCAAAAGGAAACUAGGUCCAAAACUCACUGGGAACACUGCGAAAUGACCCAGCUGUAUCUUCCGUUCCUGCUGGAGAGUAGAGUUGGUUUCUUUCAGGCUGUUGCUAUGCUAAGCUUCCUAUUACUGGAGCUCAGCAAUAUGAAGUAACUAUUUUGGUUAUAAGGAUUAUAAGAAGUGUCUGUGGGAUCAGGAUUAUAAAAUUGUAUGCAUCCAGACUUUGAGAGUGGGUUUGGAAUGGGAAGAGAGCAAACCGCCACACAACCCUUUCGGUUUUCCCAUCCAGAGGAGCCCCUACUUUUCCCAAAGGUGGCAGAUGAAAUCAGUGCACCGUAACACAAGCCUGCUGCUAUGCAUACUCUGCCUUGAGGAAGUGAUGGAUGCCGUGAGCUCUGAGUAACUGUGCUGAAGUUCCAUUCAACUUUGUGUACUGGUUACCAUGAGAAUAAGCCUCCCAUGGGGCAAUGUGAAUUUGGUGCUCCUGGGAGGGACAGGCCUCAGCUUAGCUUCCCAAAGGCACCUCUGCCUGUGGUAAGGGGAGGCCCAGUCUGCGCCAGUUCUUCCUCCUCAAUGCCUGCAGAAAAUAACUUGUUUGGGAAGGCAGAUGAGGAUAGCAGUGGAAAAAAAUGUGCUGUUUUUGGAAGAUUUAUAACUUCAAAAUGCAAAGGAUAAAUAAUGUGAAGACUUCUUUUGUAGCCAUGAGCUUUGCCUGGCCAGGCAAACACCAAAACUGUUGAGAAGUGGUGCCGUGCUGUCAAACAGUCUCAAAACACUCUUCUCCCAUGGCCUAAGGAGAUGCUCCAACUCCUUGUUUACCACAACUAGUCUCAACUGUUCCCUAAAGAUUACAAGGAUAAAAUACUACAGCUAUUUAAGAGACAGAGACAAUGUCAGAGAGCACUAGCAGAGCCCUCCCCUUCCACAUGUUUGUUCUCAGCUCCCACGUGGCCCAUAGUAUUCCUAGUACACAAACAAAUAAGCUUCAUCUGUAUACAGAAUAUAUAUAUAUAUAUAUUUGCUCAUUUGGAGGGGGUAUCUUUUUUUUAACCAUAUUCAAUUUACAUAAUUUGCCUAAAUUUUCUACUUUCAUUAAUGACUCCUUUACCUCAGCUACCAGUUCCUGGAUGCAUUAGUUCUGUUGUCAGAAAUAGCACCCCAACUGCAGAGCUGUUACAGGGGAAAUGCUUGUGGGUACCAGACAACAUGUAGAGCUCGCAUUUCAGAACCACACAAACUAGCUAGACCAGAUGCUGGCUUUAGCAUGAGCUGUAGUUAUUUCUAGCUAGACCUACUUAGAGCUUUCAAAAAGCAACCAAGAAUGGCCUGGCUAGAGACACAGUGAGUGGUUCUUCUUUCCUCAGUAAGUUUCAAGGCACUGUGCUCCAUCAUUUUUCACUACCAGAGAAAACAAGCCAUAAAGUAACAGCUUCCUAAUCCCCUUCAGUUCUGACAUACCAAAGGGUAAAGCACACCUCUGUAAUCCAGCUGAUGCAGUCUAUCAUCACCUUUUCAGUGCACUAUUAGCACAGCUAUUUCUCACCACGAAGACAUGGGAAUAUUAUCUGUAGACUAGCACUCACUGCAAUUUCACUACUGUGCUAUUAGCAUUGAAACUGAGCCAAGUAAGCAGUUUUAAAGCCUGUCACAACUUUCAUUUGCAAGACAGAAAGAAAUGAGUGUGCAGAUCUCUCACUGUAGCAGAGACUUCCACUCUUGGCAGCCUCACUAGCAAAACAUGUGAUGAGGGUGAGCAUUUGUACCACCAACAGCACCUCUGCUCUUGCCCUGCCACCUCCUCAGUGCUGCUGAAACUUGUCUCCCAGCAACAGUCAAGAGUUGUCCAGCUUGGUCCCUCUCCGUUCAUGGCGACGCCAACAGGAGAGCAUUAUUUUUCUACUUAGUCAACUUAUAUGGACUUUUAAAGCACCAUUGUACAGAUGCUCUAUUUUCUAAAUGAAGUUUUUAAAUUAUAUUUUUAAUAAAGUUUUUUUUAAACCUGUC
Messenger RNA from Anas platyrhynchos (mallard), 4159 nucleotides. RefSeq names its product gamma-glutamyltransferase 5 (gene GGT5). Gene Ontology annotation, biological process: leukotriene D4 biosynthetic process; inflammatory response; glutathione catabolic process. Gene Ontology annotation, cellular component: plasma membrane. Gene Ontology annotation, molecular function: glutathione gamma-glutamate hydrolase; leukotriene-C(4) hydrolase activity. NCBI's taxonomy places the organism in Eukaryota, Metazoa, Chordata, Aves, Anseriformes, Anatidae. The record is from RefSeq and is a predicted model, not a curated record.